This is a messenger RNA of Xenopus laevis (African clawed frog), 2266 nucleotides long. RefSeq lists its product as uncharacterized. Lineage: Eukaryota; Metazoa; Chordata; Amphibia; Anura; Pipidae. Bases 772 to 1671 code for a protein of 299 amino acids. The transcript is spliced from 2 exons. The record is from RefSeq and is a predicted model, not a curated record.
AUGCGGCUGCCCUUAGAUACAGAGUAGAAUAGAAACAAGAAUCUACAGUUACAGCACUACAGAGUGGUAAGAGAAACUGGGCAAUGUCGCUAUAAGGGCAGGUAAAUUAAAUGAAAAGCAAAAUAGUAAAUAUGAUGUAUUUGUGCUUAUCGUGUGCUCUAUUUACAGUAUAUAAAAUGAAUGAUCACUUAAGUGAAUACUUGAAGCAAUUUUGGACUCUUUAUUGUAGGCUUCAUUGCAGUACAAAGGGGUAAAGUGUAAUAACCUGGAUUUUAACUUGGACACUUUAAUAUGGACUUUUAAUAAUGGACACUUGGCACAAAUGGAGGGGACACCAAUUUGACACAAAAAGGAUUGGACUGAUGGAGGUUAGGCGAAUAAACCCCCGAAGCAGUAACCUCUGAUGACCUUGUCUUUUAAUUACUUUUAACCACUUUUUAACCAUUGGGUGAAGUUAAUCUGUCUACCAAUGAUGGUGGAGGGGAGGAGUCUAAUGUAUUUAAAGUUUUUGUACGAUGUGCACCUGUGAACACUUGACAAAGAGCCACAAUGCUCGAAACAUGUUGUGUUUAAUAAACCUUGCAGCAAAGUACCUGCGGUUUUGAGCCUGAUUUGUCCACAACUCUCACGGAAACUACAGAUAUUUGGCUUCUAAUCGGGACAGAAGCAGUGGCACAGGCAGGUAAUGGUGUAAUUGGUAUCAACCUACUUUACUUCAGCUGAAUUGAGUCCCUACUGAUACCAUCUAAUUACACAAUACCAAGCACAUCGAUGAAUCCCAGCCAGACAGAGUCGGGAGCCUCAACAUUCGCAUAUAGCGAAAAAGAAAUCCAGGAGAUACUGGAAGGCAUAGAGGCAAGUCUUACAAUAUCUGAGCACAAACCUGAAAACAGAGAUUUAGCACGAGAACUGUAUAGUUUUCAAAAGAAUGAAGUUACUAUUAACCUGCAUAUCUCAACAUUGGCACAAUAUGUAAAGGCAAGAUUUAUCCCUAGAGGACUAAGGGUUAACCUACAGCCAAACCUGUGUGCAGAUGACUCAGUGUUAACCAAACGCUGGGAGGAAAUAUGCAACAAGUGCAGCCUGGAUUUGAUGGUCCUGACAAUUGAGCGUCUUCAGGAGAAAGUGAAAAGUGUCCGCCUAAAGGUUGCAGACCUGAAAGAAAAGGUGACUGCUAAGGAGGGAACAGAAGUAACAAAGAACAUCCUGGCCGAACACGCUGAUCUCUUGUUGCGACAUAGAGAAAAGCUAGUAGAGAGGAAGCAGCGUAAGUUCGAGCGUGACGCCAAGGACUUCAGAGAAAACCGCGUUUACACGUGGCGAGAGGAGCGGAGAAGGCAGCGGUUCUAUCAAGACGGGGAAGAGCCCGUGAGUCAGACCGACCUGCCGGCCCCUUACCCAGACAGAGUUCAGCCGGUAUAUCGAUACGGCGCAAGGAACACCAACAGAAGGAGGGGGCGCGAAUAUACGACUUACCAGCCACGCUACACUAGGGAGCGGUCGUCAGACAGCAGCAGGAGCAGCACCUCUACGCCUUCCACCAGCAGCACGAGUAACCCCUGUGGCAAUUACAGCGUGCCUUUUUUAGGAGGAACACACGAGCAGCAACAAAGAAGAAAUCCAAGGGAACCAAUUCAAAGGGAGCAGUAUCCGAGCAGGAAGAGGAGAUAAAGAGAUAUGCGGCUGCCCUUAGAUACAGAGUAGAAUAGAAACAAGAAUCUACAGUUACAGCACUACAGAGUGGUAAGAGAAACUGGGCAAUGUCGCUAUAAGGGCAGGUAAAUUAAAUGAAAAGCAAAAUAGUAAAUAUGAUGUAUUUGUGCUUAUCGUGUGCUCUAUUUACAGUAUAUAAAAUGAAUGAUCACUUAAGUGAAUACUUGAAGCAAUUUUGGACUCUUUAUUGUAGGCUUCAUUGCAGUACAAAGGGGUAAAGUGUAAUAACCUGGAUUUUAACUUGGACACUUUAAUAUGGACUUUUAAUAAUGGACACUUGGCACAAAUGGAGGGGACACCAAUUUGACACAAAAAGGAUUGGACUGAUGGAGGUUAGGCGAAUAAACCCCCGAAGCAGUAACCUCUGAUGACCUUGUCUUUUAAUUACUUUUAACCACUUUUUAACCAUUGGGUGAAGUUAAUCUGUCUACCAAUGAUGGUGGAGGGGAGGAGUCUAAUGUAUUUAAAGUUUUUGUACGAUGUGCACCUGUGAACACUUGACAAAGAGCCACAAUGCUCGAAACAUGUUGUGUUUAAUAAACCUUGCAGCAAA